CUUUCUACGGCUCUGUGUGGUAGUGGUGCUAUAACAGAAUUGACACGCGCGUCAAAAAUUCAACUUCAGUUUUGUGUUGUGUGUUUUGUUACAAUAUAAUAAGUUAUUUGAGUAUACAUAAUUCAAUUUUCGGUUGUCGAUAAUACACAAAAUAAAACGGAGCUACAUUUCUUGGAAUCGAAUGAAAGAGCUUAGCAAAAUACCAAUUUAAACCACGUUUCCCCCACACAAAAAAAUACAAAAUAAAAAUAAUUUUGUGGUUGAAAAGAGAAAAGAAAAAAAUAACAAAACACAGUGAAGCUUUUGAGUGAACACAUCUAAAAGCGCAUUUCAGUAUUUCCUCGAAAGCAAAAUAAACGAUCAAAUUAAUUUUCGUGAAACGAAAACGAAUCAAGGAACAAAAAAAAACAAAUCAGCGAACGGCAUAUAGCUUUUGAAAUCCGGAUGAGAGACAAACAUAGCAAGAGAAUAAACACACUGACAAAAUUUUAAAAAGAGAACAUAGAAUACAAAAGACAAGUUAAAACGAAGUGGCAAUUAUAAAUUAAAACAGAUACGGUAGCACCGAUAAGCUCAAACACAACGGCUAUUCGAAAGAAAAACACAAAAUUAUCAUCAUAAAAGUAAGUUUUCGCGCGCGCGUCAACACACGAUAUUAGACACAUAUAUAUAACCGGAUAAUAGCUCCUUAGCGCUAAAUAAAGAAAACACCAAAAAUAUAUCCACACUCACACACAAGCAAAUACGACGAAAACAAAAUGGGUUGCUUAGGAAGUAAAGAUCGUCUCACAAAAGAAGAUAUGGAGUUCUUAAAAUCACACACACGCUACGACGAAGUGACAAUCAAAGAAUGGUACAAAGGAUUCAAACAAGAUUGUCCCAAUGGUCGUUUAACGCCAGCCAAAUUCGUCGAUAUGUACAAAAUGUUUUUCCCAUCUGGUAAUGCGGAAGAAUUUUGCGACCAUGUAUUCAGGACAUUUGAUAUGGACAAAAAUGGCUAUAUUGAUUUUAAGGAAUUUCUACUGGCGAUCGAUGUUACCUCAAGUGGUACACCCGAAGAAAAACUGAAAUGGGCAUUUAGAAUGUACGACGUUGAUGGCAAUGGUGUUAUAGACAUACAAGAAAUGACGAAAAUAGUCCAGGCAAUUUAUGAUAUGUUGGGCGCGUGUUCAUCAAACCGACCGGCUGACUCUGCGGAAGAGCGUGCCAAAAAUAUAUUCGCCAAAAUGGAUGAAAACAACGAUGGACAAUUAACUCAAGAUGAAUUUUUGAAAGGAUGCUUACAAGAUGAAGAACUAUCGAAAAUGCUUGCACCAUAAGUGUCGUAAAAAGCUCAUCAAGACACUCAUUUACACAGCUUCAAUAUGAUUGCAAAACAAACGCAGCGUUUAAUGAUCGACUCAAAAACAUAAAAAAGACAUUUCUGUUUACUUCUUAUGCAUAAUUUUGGUUUCAUUAAACAAAUCUUUCUUUUUUUCCCUGUCUUUUCUAAAUUUCUGAUGGUGAACAUACUAUAACCGCCAAAAAUGUACUAAUCAAAAUUUAGAAGAAUACAAGAUAAAAAAUACACAUUUGAUGAUUCGAUCAUCAAAGCCAAUGAUAUUACCACAAGGCAAUAGAGUACAACAACAAAAAAGCACAGUUUUGGUAGUGGCAUUAGAAAACAUGAAAAAGAUUAAUUAUAGCGCUCAUUCGUCACCGUUUUGAGUUGAUUGAAUGAGAGAGGUGUGUGUGUGUGCGAGGCCAAGAAAGAGAGACAACCAACAUGAAAUUACUAUCAACGCGUCUCUCAUUGGGAAUAGAUGAAUAGGGAAAAGGGAGUUUAGAAUGAAAAGAAGAAGAAGCAAAAAAAAACAACGUUGUGUGUGAAAGACUAUCAAAUUAUAUAGAAGAAAAAUGACUAUUUAUACAUGUAGAAUGAAGACAAAAUGAACAACAAAAUAAAAACAGUUUAAAUGAUAUGGAAAAUAAGAAAAUAAACAUUGAUAGGUGUUCUGUUUGUGCUCUAUUUUCAUUGUCAAUCUCGCCUGCACUUCAAAUACUAUAUAGUUGUAAAAGCAAUCAAUCGCGAUUUCUCACAAUUUUUUUCAUUCUUUCUUUCUUUCUUAUAUCUAUUUAAGAGAUAUAUAAAUAAUAUAAAUGUUUUGAAUUCAUGAAGUUAGAACAAAAUCAACUUUCUUUUUGUGUAGGAAAACAAACCAACCGCGAUCUAAUAUGAAAUAUAUUCAAUGAAAAUAAACAAACAAAAAAUGAAAACAAAGAAAAAGAUUAGAUAAUGUAGGAUUAAUUGUAUGCACACACUCGGUUCGCAUUCAUCAACAUUUGGCCGUGAAUCAUUUUCAAUACUAGGCCAUCAUUUCUCACUGCAUAAAAUCACCAACAAAUUCACACACAUACCACACAGUAAAAAUGAAUCUACCUAUCCAGUGCACACAUUGAAAUUCACCCACAUACGUAUAUUUAACAAAAAAAAAGUAAAAGAAGAAAAUGAAAAGAAAAUAUGCAUAUAUAUAUUUAAACAAAGCAAAAAAAAAAAUCGAUGAUAUUUUGUGUUAUAUGAUGAUGACUCGAUGUCUAUGUCUUAAAUGAAACUACUUUUGCGAAACCAAUCUCUUAAAAUCAGCAUUUUAUUAUAUUUUGAUAUAAUCCUUUUGGUAUCGUCAUUUAUUCUUUUUGCACAAUCAUUUCAAUAAUAAUGACAUUUCGGUCAUUUCAUUUUAAAUCAAUAUGCAUUUAACAAUGCCCAUUUCUUUUACAUUUUUCGAUCUUUUUUUUUUCUCUUCAAAGUAUUGAACUCAUUGCAUUACUUUCCCUCAUACACGAGGGGCCUAAAAAAAGCUCGCGCGCACGGAUAAUCGGCCGUCCGCCUGCAAUGAAUUAGCUAGGAUGUUUAUAUUACUCCGAAAACUUUUACUUAAGAAUAAACACACGUACAAUAAAAAAAUACAUUUCAAUGAUGCAAAAAAAACACACACAAAUCAAUGGAUGCGCUGCUACUCAGCCAUACUAUGAGACAGCAGAAAUGCACAAGCAAAAAAAGAACCGUUGAUCCAUCAGUGGAAAGAAGAUAAUCAGUCAAUCAACUGAGAGUUACCGAACGAACUAGCAAGAAAUCUCUAUUUGAAUCACAUCUACCUUAAAGUAUUUAUUAUAAACGGAAAUAAUUACACACAAUCUAUGGAAUAUUAACAUACAAAUAAUUAAAGUCUAAUUAAGAGUAAUGAAUUAAAAUUGAAACAAUAAAACAAUCAAGCAAAUCAGCAAGCAAACAAACGAAACAUUCUACAAUUCCAGUAGAGCAUGAAUAAUGGAAACAAUUUGUUAGGUUGAAAUGUAUAAAAAAAAAUAACGCAAACUGGAAUGCAAACAAAUGACAAAACGAGUGAGCGUGAAAACUGGCGAUUUAAUCAUUUGCAAUGCAUUUUGUGUGUUGCCGGGUUUUGUGUGUUGUAUGCCCGCUGUGUGACAACUUAAUUUUGUUGCACAUUUAUCUCUUUUUGUUAUACAAUUUCCACGAGCAAUUUUACUUUUGCAAUAUAUGCAAAUAUUUAACUUGAUGAGAUCGGGUCACACUCACUUUAAAGCGACAAAAAUCUCGUAUAUUCAUUUCGAGCAUUUCACGCUCUUCAUCCGAUGAAAAAAAAAACAACAACAACAACAACAAAAACAACAGAAUGAUCAAAAAACACUCACACGUAUUCGACGGAGAAAGAACUGUCCAUAGUUUUGUAUGAAAACAUACAUAAAAUGCACACAUGAUGAAGUAUAAUUGAAUGUGCAUUUAUGCACAGUUCAUGACAGUUCUCUCGUACAAUUUAAAUUUUAUGAACGGAUGUGUGUGGGUUUUUUUUGGUUUAACUUUUCAAACACGAGUUUCCAUUUCUACCAAAAAUACAACAUUCCGUAUACUGAUUUUCAACAUGCAUUUCGUUUAUCAACCGGUUUUAGAAGAAAGUGAACAAGAAAACCAAGAAUUUAUCAAAUAGAUUAUAUUAACCUGAGGGACACAAGAAACCAUUUAUUCAUGUAGAAUUUCUAUGCGAACAAAAACAUUAAUAAGAAAUCAAAGUUUUAUUGAAUAUUUUUCUUAAUGGUGAGUAAUUUAGCAAAAUGCACUGUGCGCUAUAUCUGAUUGAUUGUUACAGUGAACGAUUAACGAAUACGAAACAUUGACACUUUAGCUUGUGUGCUCGGUGUGUUGUUUGCUUGCUUGUUGGUGUUUUGUUUCGUUUAUCGUACAAUCGGACAUACCACACAUUUGCACAUAAACACAAACACACACGUACACACAGCAACUACAACAAAAACAACAAACAUCAUCAACAACAAAGUUUUUUAGACCAAUCAAUGAGCUCGAUUAACAUGCACUUAUUUUGGCAUGUCAAUCAUUUGAUACAUCUGUCGCUUGUACACAUUUUUAUUUCUAAAAAAAAAUAUUUAAAAAAAUAAAUGUGUUUUUUCUCAAAUAUUUUUAACUUAAAUCAAUGAACGAACCAAUUAAUGACAACAUCGCAAACGUGAAACAAAUCAAUGGAAACAUGACGCGCGACUGCUGUUCGGUAUUUUGUAUCAUUUCUGAAUUUAAAAACAAAACAAACAAACAAAAAAAACACAGAAAAAUGUACAUAAUGAAUAAAAGCUUCGAGAGCAAAAUACGCGUUUUCUUUCGGUUUCGAUGUGCUAUUAUCACAACUAGUCGAAAUGGACUCCAUUUUAUUUCGAUUUUUAAAAACAAAUGAAACAAUCCCCUAUUUAAUAUUAAAUAAAACUUUCAAUCAAUUAUGUACCGAAAAAACCAAAAAAAAAAAAAAAAAACAAACCAAAAAAUCAGCUUUGAUUAAGAAGCAUUUCGACUAACUCUUUUUAAACGUCACACGUAAACUGUAAAACAAAUGAUUUAAAAUAAAUAAAACAAUUUACACAGAAACAAAUAUUAUAUUAAAGAAAAAUUCAUAUUUGCUUUAUUUCAACAAGACAUCGUCUUCUCUUUUUUUAUAUGCAUAUUUAGAUUUAAAAAUUGAAUUAAAUUAUAAAAAAAUCUAUAUAUAUAUGAAAAGAGGUCAGAAUAGAUUAUCGGAAUUGGGUGGCAUGAUGAACCGCAUUUACUCUGAGAGUUGAGAUGGCGUUUUUUGUGCAUUGAUAACUUUCGAACGUACACUGAAUGCCACGAAUCCCAGCCAAAUGUGCUAUUCUACAUAAAUUUAUCGUAGAAAUAUACUGUUCAGUCGCAUACAACCACAACUGGUUGCUGUCUGACACUGCAUUUUAAUUCACUUCACCCUUUGCUCGUCAUCGCACGGGCACUUGAAGCAACCAAAAACGAAAGCCACUUCUUCAUGCGAAAUCCUAUUGCAUGAAUAUUUGUAAAAAUAAUUUAACAAAAAAAAAAAAACACACACACAUACACAACUAAGAAUUCUAUUUUCGCGUUAAACUGAACAAAAAAUGAUGCAAAAUGAAACUAUUUGUAAAAGUGAAGAGGAACUUUAGUUGAAUUAAGUACCAAAACUAAUUAAACAACACAGUAUGAGAAAAAAAAAAAACAAAUAAAAAAAUUGAUGAAAAAAAGUGAGAAAACAAAUUAUAGGGUAAAUCUAUACUACUUUUGCGCACCAUUCGAUUUUUACGUACAAUUUACGGCUAUUUCUAACUUAGUUGAAUGGGAUAGCUAUACAAAUAAACAGACAAAACUUAAAGAUAAUAUUUAAAUUAUAUUUACGAUAAUUGUAAUAAGAUUCGAACUUGAAAAAAAGGAAGAAAAAGGAGAAAGAAACAAGUCACACAUAACAACAAACUUUACUUAAAUGUGGAAGAACAAUCAUCAAACAGAAACAAAGUCAUUUUCAUUCAACAUCAAUUAUCCCAAAGCUUUCAAGCAUUUAUGUCACUCACACACAAAAACACACACACACACUUAAAAAAUAUAGAUAAAUGAAAAAAAAGUAAAAAAAAAAACAAAAAAAGAUCUGUCUCUUUUAAGUCACUAUGUCCUAUUGUCUGCUGUCCAAUUAAAAUAAAACAUUCUCUUCCUAUCAAACAAA
Molecule: messenger RNA, 6041 nt
Organism: Contarinia nasturtii (swede midge)
Lineage: Eukaryota; Metazoa; Arthropoda; Insecta; Diptera; Cecidomyiidae
Product: neuronal calcium sensor 2
Exons: 7
Coding region: 759-1319 (186 amino acids)
Molecular function (GO): calcium ion binding
Source: RefSeq, a predicted model, not a curated record